AUGCCGACCAAAGCCAAGCCGUCCAUGUUGCUGCUUGAUCUCAAGCCCAUACUUGAUCUCAAGCCCGAGCUUGUGCUCCAACUCGGGCCCAGAACCCGUAGAGAUGGCAAAGGCUCGGCUGCCAUCCGCCGACUUUGCGUCUUCCGGUACCGAUCAGUAGCGUCGCGGCGGCAACGGCUCGCUGUUGCCCGGCGUCUCGCUCUCAACGAUGGCCACUCUGCACACACAGCACACUUUGGCCACCAUUUUCUCGUACUCCUCUUCCUUUUCCCGCUCUUCUUCCUCUUCGUUCACUCCGUCCAUGCUCUUUUGAAUUGGCGACCUCGCACUGCGCACUGCAUCCCCUGCCAACUUGCAGACGGACAGAACUUUACUAAAAUUGCAUGA
Protopolystoma xenopodis is the source of this 387-nucleotide messenger RNA. The record is from the annotation of a GenBank genome assembly. Lineage: Eukaryota; Metazoa; Platyhelminthes; Monogenea; Polystomatidea; Polystomatidae.